AGGCGCGCAACGUGAGCUCGCUGCCCGCUCCGCGCCCGUCGCUCCCCAUCCAAUUCGGCAAAUUCCUCAUCUCCCCGCGAUCUCGCCACCCAGCGCACGCACACACGAACGGCCGAGCACGCGGCCGCCGGCGCCGGCGCAUCGGCGGCGGCGUACGUGCGAGGAAGAAGGCCGGCCACCAUACCGAUCACCAUUGUAGCGCCGCAGGAGGUGAUAAUCUGGGUCGUCGUCGUCGUCACUGCCGACGUACGGCGCCUAGCACCGGCUGCUGGGCGAGCGAGCUCGACCGCGUUCGCGUGAAUUAAUGGCGGGGUGCCUGUGGCCGUGCGUGACCGGCGGCGGCGCGGCGGCGGACGGGGCGGGGAGCCUGUUCCGGUCGAAGGCGAGGGGCCCCGUGGAGGUGGUGCGGCACGCGCGGGAGCUCCUCGCCUUCCUCGCCGAGAACCACGACGCGUGCGGUGACAAGCGCGACGUCAAACGCGAACACAAGAUGGUAGAUCUAGCCAAAAGCAUCGGGGAGAUGAAAUCCAUCCUUUAUGGAAAUGGCGAGGCAGACCCAGUCGAUGAAGCUUGCUCGCAGUUGACGAAGGAGUUCUUCAAGGAGAAUACCAAUAGUCUUCAUCUACUAGUUGUUUGCCUUCCAUACAUGGACCUGGAAACUCAGAAGGAUGUCACUCAAGUUACUGCGAAUUUGCUAAGGCAAAAGGUAGAUUAUAGGAUGGUUGCCUCUGAUUAUUUGGAAGAAAACCAGGAUCUUUUGGAUGUUCUAAUGUCUGGGUAUGACAACAUGGACAUUGCAAUACAUUAUAGUGCAAUUCUAAGGGACUGCAUACGGCACCAAGUCGCUGCAAGGUAUGUAUUAGAGUCUCAGCAUAUGAAGAAAUUUUUUGAUUAUAUACAAUAUCCAGACUUCAACAUAGCAUCUGAUGCCUUCAAGACCUUUAAGGAACUCCUCACAAGGCAUAGAUCAAGUGCUGCUGAGUUCUUUUCAAAUAAUUACGAUUGGUUUUUUCCGGAAUUUAACUCAAAAUUGCUGUCAUCAUCCAACUAUAUCAUUCGAAGGCAAGCCACUCAGCUACUAGGAGACAUUCUUCUGGAUAAGUCAAACACAACAGCAAUGGUGCGCUAUGUUAGCUCAAAGGAUAACCUCAUAAUACUAAUGAACCUUUUAAGGGAGCAAAGCAGGGCCAUUCAAGUUGAGGCUUUUCGCGUUUUCAAGCUGUUCACUUGCAAUCCGAAGAAGCCACCUGAGAUCGUGGGUAUACUGGUGACAAACAAGAGCAAAAUCCUCAGGUUCUUGGCAGAUUUCACAAUAGAAAAAGAGGAUCAGCAGUUCGAGGCCGACAAAGCCCAGGUUGUCACCGAGAUAUCGGCCAUGUGAUCAAACAACCGGAGAAAGCGUUGAUAUCCACAGAGAGUGGAGUUCCUCUUGUUUUCGUUUUCUUCAUCAUAAUCUAACCAAAUGGAAAGGAAAUCAAGCUGAUUCUACUGCUACGAUGCUUGUGGUUUGGGCCACUUGUCCAUUGAACUUGUAACUGGGCCGUUUGCUUGAUAGCCUCUACUACUACUAAUGUGUGCGCCCUUCCUCUCAAAAAGGAAAAAAAAAGAGAAUUUUGUCAGCUCUUCCAUCCUGCCACUUGCGCGAGACCGCGACGGGAAAAAAAAUAUGGAUAUUUUGGUCAAAGUCCUCCUGUGGGUUCGAUCGAACACAUGGCAAAUCGACAAAUUCAGAGAAACCAAAACGAAUGGAUGAAUGAUGAGCUUGUUUCAAAUCAAAAGACAAAAAUUAAGCGGCUAUAUUUACAUCAACACGGUGACCGAGCUGUAUCAAAGGAGGAGAGAUACAUAAUAGACUAGUUCCUCCUCCUAAUUAACUUAUCUUUUUUUUUGAGUAAAAAAGAAGAAGAACAAAAAAGAAAAAACUGUGAAGCGACUAGGCGGAGAAGGCGCCGUCCAUGGCGGCGACGGCGGGCCCGGACUUGGGGUCGACG
This is a messenger RNA of Oryza sativa Japonica Group (Japanese rice), 1991 nucleotides long. RefSeq names its product putative MO25-like protein At5g47540. NCBI's taxonomy places the organism in Eukaryota, Viridiplantae, Streptophyta, Magnoliopsida, Poales, Poaceae. Gene Ontology annotation, molecular function: protein serine/threonine kinase activator activity. The record is from RefSeq and is a predicted model, not a curated record. Gene Ontology annotation, biological process: intracellular signal transduction.